AAUCGUUUCCUGGUUUUGAACUUUGAAGGUGUACUGUUUUUAGUUUUGUUUUGUGGAUUUUUUUUCCCUGGGAAAAUUUAAACCUUGUUUUAGCUGGUUGAGCUUACAAUCCAAAUGAGAUUUUGAUAAAAUUUUGAGGGGGAAAAUAUAAUAUUUCUAAAAAUUAGAGCUUGAAGUUUUAACCAUGGAGCCAAAAGAAUUCGAAACAACUGCUGCUGGUGCUGCUACUGCCGGAGUUACAGUGGUAGGAUCCGAUGCUCCAUCGGCUUACCAUAUAGCUCCGAGGGCCGAAAACUCGACCAAAAACCCGAACCCGGUUCCGGGAUCCGCCCCGUCGCGGCAACAGGCGGCGCAACCAGGAGUGCCUCCGCCGGUCUUGGUGACGGGGAUGCCGGAGAAGAAGAAGAGGGGAAGGCCUAGAAAAUACGGGCCGGACGGUUCAAUUACUAAAGCGCUCUCUCCUAAGCCUAUAUCGACAGCUGCGCCGCCGCCCUCGGUCAUCGACUUCUCAGCCGGGAAGGGAGGGAAAGUGAAGUCUCCGACGUCGUUUUCGAAGCCUAGGAACGAGCUGGAGAACUUAGGUGAAUGGGUUGCAUGCUCUGUCGGGGCUAAUUUUACGCCGCAUAUCAUCACUGUUAAUGCUGGCGAGGACGUCACGAUGAAGAUUAUAUCAUUCUCCCAACAAGGGCCUCGAGCUAUAUGUAUUCUCUCUGCGAAUGGGGUCAUCUCGAGUGUCACUCUUCGGCAACCCGAUUCUUCCGGGGGUACAUUGACAUAUGAGGGUCGUUUUGAGAUAUUGUCCUUGUCCGGUUCAUUCAUGCCCAAUGAAAGCGGGGCAACAAGAAGCAGAUCCGGUGGGAUGAGUGUUUCAUUAGCAAGUCCGGAUGGACGUGUCGUAGGUGGUGGAGUCGCUGGUCUCCUAGUAGCUGCUGGCCCUGUGCAGGUUGUGGUGGGAAGUUUUCUGGCCGGGAACCAGCACGAACAGAAUCUGAAGAAACAGAAGCCACAGUCGAUGACCAUAUCAGCUGCAACGACCAUAUCAGUGGCAACGCCAGUGUCUAUUUUUCCCAUUUCCAGUGCCGAUCCCAAAUUAAACAUCUCCUCAUCCUUCCGCACCGAUACUUGGUCACCUACCGAUUCAAAGAAAAAGCCCACCGACAUAAAUGCAUCUGUGCAUGGAGCCUAAUCUAAACAUUCCAAGGUUUGAUAUCGAAAGCACCGUCGAAGAUCGUUCUCACCGUAGUUGUUGCCGUUGUUGUUGUUUUGUGUAAGCUUAUCGACUUCUCACAAUUACUGGAAUGUUCAUGUCCGGCUCGGGUUUUUACCCCGUUUACUUUCACCAUUAGUUAGCCUUUUGAGUGUAGAAAAUGUUGAUUGUAAUGUUUAGUGAGAGAAUCGGCCUAUGGAUUGUGAUUUAGAAAAAACCAGUGUAUUCUGAACAUCUCAAAUUUAUCUAAUUCACGUAGCUUCAGCUUAUUAGUU
Hibiscus syriacus is the source of this 1482-nucleotide messenger RNA. RefSeq names its product AT-hook motif nuclear-localized protein 1-like. Gene Ontology annotation, molecular function: minor groove of adenine-thymine-rich DNA binding. The record is from RefSeq and is a predicted model, not a curated record. NCBI's taxonomy places the organism in Eukaryota, Viridiplantae, Streptophyta, Magnoliopsida, Malvales, Malvaceae. The transcript is spliced from 5 exons. The coding region runs from base 185 to 1186 and encodes 333 amino acids.